AUGGACCAAUCUCAACGUCCCAAGCGGACCAGCAAUGCCUGUCAACGCUGUCGCUCCCGCAAGGUCAAGUGCUCGGGCACCCAUCCCUGCGACAAGUGCUGCCAGCGUCGUGAGCACUGUGUUUUUGAAGACGACCGGAAGAUUGUGGUCUCCGAAGAGCUAUUCUUGUCCCUGAAACGCAAGGUCGAGGCCCUGGAGGGGGUCAGCGCUUCCCCCGCAGUCAAACGACGGCGGGCCUUGACCGCGGACAGUGCCGAGGAGUCCAGCUAUGACCCAGCAGACCAAGCCUCGGAGUUGCCCCGAGAGACCACCCUCGACCUAGCCGAGAGCAAUCGGUAUGAUGACCGAUUCACAUCCAAUCCAUUGGUGUCGCCAUCCACCUAUCUCAAGCACACCGGACAACGACAGCGAAUAUGGCUGUUCCUGGGACCAACAUCGACUUGGUCCUUUAGCCGUCGGGUUCUCAACAUCGUCCAGGCACAUAUAUCGCCGGACAGCUCACGUCCGAUUCCGCUCGCGGUCGACGGCGAUGCAUAUCAGAUCCAGUGGCGCCAUGCCAGUUCCGAGGAAUCGCCCGACAUUAGCGGACUGCCAUCGCUAGAGCACGCGCUCUACAUGGUAAGCACCGUGCAGUUCCACUUCAGCCAGCUGUACCGUCUGUUCGACGAGGACGAAUUUAUCCGACAUCUCCAUGAGUUUUACGACGAUGCGGAAACCAAGGUGCAGGAAUCGCGCCUGUGGUAUGUGCAGUUUCUCGUGAUCCUGGCGUUCGGGGAGGCCUUCUUGGACCCGGGGCGGGACCACGCCAACACGGCGAGUUGGACCAAAUAUUUCUCGCGAGCCAUGUCGCUGCUUCCGGAUAUCACCGGGCUCUGGCAGGAGCCUACCCUAGCCAUCGAGGUGUUGGCUCUCAUUGCGUUGUAUUUUCACUCGGUGGACAUGCGAGAUACGGCCUACUGUUAUAUCGGGCAUGCGAUGCGCAUGGCAUUGGUGGAAGGCUUCCACCGGGCCCUCCCCGUGGACCAGCUCGGACGGAGAUUGGUUGACCGCUGCAGCAACAUUUGGUGGACGGUGUACAUCCUCGAUCGCAAGUUCUCCUCGCUGAUCGGAUCCCCAAAUUCGGUUCGAGAUGACGAGAUCACCACGUUGCUCUGGGACCCGCGCACCUGCUCUCGAAACGAGGCUGCGUUGAGUCUCCACGUCAAGAUCACGCAGGUUAUUUCCCGCGUGCUCAACACGGUAUACAGUGCCGAUGGUACGCUGGGCGGAGUGUUCCUUCGCAAAGUGCGAUCGGUUCUGCAUGAGAUGACCAGUCUGUCGCGAGAGUUGGAUGUUGUCUUUUCCCACCGCUUUGCAAACUCGGUCGACGCGCUUUCCGGGGUUACCACUCGCUUGACCCUCUCCUGCCAUCUGUGCAUUAUUGUCACCACCAGACCUCUUGUUCUGAGCCUGUUAUGGGAACGACUGAGUUGCUUCGAGGCAGGCACCGAGUUCCGCACUCUCUCCCCGCCCGUCCAGGCUUUACUCCAGGCGUGCAUUGAUUCCGCCGUCAAAUCCCUGCGCAUCUUGACCGCACUGCGCGACCAAACCCUACUCGAAACCUUCCUGCCCUUCGACCUAGAGAACCUCUUCUCCUCCUUCUUCGUCCUCUCCCUCAUCUCCGCCAUUCUGCCGGACGCCCUGACGGACCCCAGCUACCGCGAGAUGGGCUACAGCCUCCUGGAUGCCAUGAUUGACCGCGGGAAUCGAGUCGCGCAGCUGCGCAAGUCCGAGAUCGAGCUGUUGGAAGAACUGAUCCAGCCAUUAGUCCAGCGCCAGAGCCGACCCACCGAGGGCGGAAAUUAUGCACGCCCGCAACUGGCCACACCCACCAGCCAGGAGCACCUCUCCGAGCCGGGACACCAAUCGGGGUCAGAAAUGCCGGGGGCAAUAGGGGCUGCGGCCCUUCCGCCCCCACACGAGAUCGCGGAGCCCGACGACGAGCUGCCGUUGGAUUGGCGGGGAUUUGGACUCUCGUUGGAUUGUAUGCUGUCGGCGGCGGAUCAACUGAGCACGAAUAAUUUGGUGCUGGAUGCGGAACGCGAGGGGUUGCAGACGGAUCUGUGGUUGUGGGAGAGUAAUGCCUAA
This is a messenger RNA of Aspergillus ibericus CBS 121593, 2127 nucleotides long. RefSeq names its product putative C6 transcription factor. The transcript has 9 exons. Gene Ontology annotation, cellular component: nucleus. Lineage: Eukaryota; Fungi; Ascomycota; Eurotiomycetes; Eurotiales; Aspergillaceae. Gene Ontology annotation, biological process: DNA-templated transcription; positive regulation of transcription by RNA polymerase II. The record is from RefSeq and is a predicted model, not a curated record. Gene Ontology annotation, molecular function: sequence-specific DNA binding; zinc ion binding; DNA-binding transcription factor activity, RNA polymerase II-specific. Bases 1 to 2127 code for a protein of 708 amino acids.